Solea solea (common sole) is the source of this 6684-nucleotide messenger RNA. It is a transcript of the gene mtcl2, whose product is annotated as suppressor of glucose, autophagy associated 1. The coding region runs from base 568 to 6387 and encodes 1939 amino acids. The record is from RefSeq and is a predicted model, not a curated record. The transcript is spliced from 24 exons. NCBI's taxonomy places the organism in Eukaryota, Metazoa, Chordata, Actinopteri, Pleuronectiformes, Soleidae. Gene Ontology annotation, biological process: regulation of autophagy.
GUUAUCCUGCAGUGGUGGCGACAGAGAGCUGCAGGAAUGACUCUCUGUAGCUGCAUCCCGUUAUCUGGGCGGAGACAGACACAGAGAGACAGACAGACAGACAGAGAGAGGUUGAUCAAAUCCACCACACUAUCUCUCUGUUCUCACCCACAACUGCCAUGACCAGGAGCCGGUCGGUGUGACGGAGCCUGGAAGGAGAAGAAGACACAUGAGAACAAAGCGGAAUCAUUUGCAGUGGACACGAGUGUUUUCUCAGGCGUGUUUUGGACCCUGCUCCCUCCUUCCUGGUCCUGGGUGAGGGUUAGACCCGGCUUGGUCGUGUGUUUGGACCCUGCUCCCUCGUCCUGGCUGAGGGCUGGACCCGGGUUAGCUGUGUGUUUGGACUGUGCCUCCUCCUUCCUGGUCCUGGGUGAGGGUUAGACCCGGGUUAGUUGCGGCAGUCUUGGUCGAGCGGAGGACGGUCACCUCCUUUUGUGUCGCUCUGCACUUGUUUAUUCAACUUGUGCCUCAUUCCCUUCACAGGAGGUUUCAUUUCUGUUUUUUCUUGUUUCGUUUUAAACGGAAUGAAUGACAAAAACAAAGGAGGUUGAUGUCCAUAACUCCCCGGGUAACCUCGUCUUCGCCUCGCCCAAGGAAAGGAGACUCCAUCUUCGGCAGAAGAUGGACAGCGGAGGCGGGACUGAGGGCUCGGACAGCGGGCAGACGCUGCACGCGGUUCCCGGUUCUCACGCCGCGGAGCUCUCUGCGGUUAUCCCCGCGCACCCUCCGGGCGGUAAGAAGAAGGUGAUGAACCGGGCUCCCUCACCGGCCAGACCGAAGGAUGUCCCCGGUUGGUCCCUCACGAAGAUUCGCGGAGGGAUUGGGACGCCGACUCUGAGCGUCAAACCUGGAGGCAUCCACCUGGGAAGCCGCAUUUCUCGGCGCAGCCCGGUGGGAAGUCUCUCUGGGAGGGACGGGAAAGCAGAGAAGAGUGGUGGCGGUAAACCACCAGGUAAAUCCUCCUCCUCCCACGCCGCAAUGUCCAAAUCCUCGUCGACUAAAGCAGCCAAAAGCAGCGGAGGACGAAGAAAGGUGUCGGACGCCAGUAUCGGAUCUGAUGAUUUAUCCAAGGACUCGGGCUGCGCCGCGGGUAAACUCUCCCCCACAGAUAGCAGCUCCGAGCUGUCGGACUGCGCCUCAGAGGAAAACAAGCUCUCCACGGAUGCAGUGAGCAGCGACGCCGAGUCGAGGAGCAGCCGGGGCGGCGGGCCGGACGGAGACAAGCCUCUUAGGAAUGGCGUGUUGUCGGACAGAGCCGGCCAACAACAAAGCGUGAAGGCCGGCUGCUCCUCCGAGGACAGAGACGACAAGGACCGCCUGUCGCUCGGUGUGGAGACGGGGGAAGGGAGCAUAUCCCCCGGCGAGGAGCGCUCCGUCACGUCGUUCGACAGCAGGGUUCCAGCGAGCACAUCACUGGCCUUCUCCGACCUCACAGAGGAGUUCAUGGACGGGAUGCAUGAGGAGUUCGUGAGGGAGAUCGAAGAGCUGAGAUCUGAGAACGAUUAUCUCAAAGAUGAGAUGGAAGAGUUGCGGUCUGAGAUGCUGGAGAUGAGGGACAUGUACAUGGAAGAUGACGUCUACCAGCUGCAGGAGCUACGGCAACAGCUAGAGCAGGCAAAUAAGACCUGCCGCAUCCUGCAGUACCGGCUCAGGAAAGCAGAGCGGCGCUCUCUCCGCGUGGCCCAAACGGGGCAGGUGGACGGUGAACUGAUACGGACGCUGGAGCAAGACGUCAAAGUGGCGAAGGACGUGUCCAUCCGCCUCCACAGUCAGCUGGACAGUGGGGAGAAGAAGAGGAGUCGUCUGGAGAAGGAGAACGAGGAGCUGAGGGUCCGACUGCAGGACCUGGAAGUCGCCAAGCAAGUCCUGCAGCAGGAGAUAGACAAGAACUCCCAGAAGAAAAGAGGAGCACGACCAAACAACAAACCUGACAAAAAGCCCGGUCCACAGGAGGACAGUUCAGACAUCAAGUGUCAGCUCCACUUUGCCAAAGAGGAAUCGGCCCUGAUGUGCAAGAAGCUGACCAAACUGGUGAAGGACAGCGAGGCCAUGAAGGAGGAGCUGGCCAAGUACAGGUCGCUGUACGGAGACGUCGAUGCCUCGCUCACCGUGGAGGAGGUUGCUGACUCCCCACACACCCGCGAGGCAGAGGUUCGAGUCCAUCUGAAGCUGGUGGAGGAGGAGGCCAACCUGCUGAGUCGACGUAUUGUAGAGCUGGAGGUGGAGAACCGGGGGCUGCGAGCAGAGAUGGAAGACAUGAAGGGACCACAAGAUCUCACUGGGGUUGGUGCUGGUCUCGGCGUCGGCCUCGGUCUCACAGGAGGUGCCAUGGUUCUUGGAGGAGGGGCUUCAUCUGAAAACGUCAUGGAGCUCCAGAGACACCUGCAGUUCGUUGAGGAGGAGGCGGAGCUACUGAGGAGGUCACUGAUCGAGAUGGAGGAGCAGAACAAGCUCCUGAUGAACGAGAUCAACCGCUAUAAAUCUGACCUCCCCCCGCUGAUGUCCACGCUGUCGUCCAAUUCGCUAACGUCGCUGGCGGACGGGCUGCUCAAUGACAGCCCUGUCCACACUAUACAGGAAGGGGCGGUGCUUAUCAGCACAGACCCCCCUGCCCAGGAGGAGGAGCUUAGCCUGGCGAGGCUUCAGAUUGGAGAACUGAACGGAAAAGUGAAGAAGCUGCAGUACGAGAACCGAGUCCUUCUGUCCAACCUGCAGCGCUGUGACCUGGCCUCCUACCACGCUCCUUCCUCCUCAUCCUCAUCGUCCUCAUUACGUCUAGCUCUGGAGACGGACGCAGAGGCUGGAGACUCAGCCGAGUGCCUCCCCACCAGCCCGCCCCACCGCAGAGAGCCUGUAGGGGGCGAGAAUGACGCCCUUGAGAUCAAGGAACGGAAAAAGAACAUCGAGGACAAUGCUGACGCAGCAGCCCCACUUCCUGGUUGCCUAGGGCAAAAGGACCAUGAUGCUUUGCUGGCCAUGAGGGACCAGGCGCGCCUGAUUUCCACGGCGAUACAGCUCCUGACCUCCCCCGAGUCAAACUGCCUCUCCUCCUCCUCCUCUCCAUCCAUCUAUCACAAGGUCUGCAGUAACGAAGCAGCAGAGGCGUGCGACCUGGAGAAACCUCAGCCUCACAGCCAGAUCUCUGAGCUGUCUGACCUGGCAGACCGACCUCUGGUUGGUGCUCUGACCAGCAGGCUUCAGGCGCUCAACAGCCAGCUGCAGGCCUUUGUAGAGCGGGUAGACUGUGUGGGUAAACCUCCAGCAGGUGGGAGGGACCCUCAGGUGGAAGGAGCCUCUCCUCCAGCCUCACCCUGCGCCUCACUCAUCUACUCUGGAGAUGACCAGGAUGGACUUAAUACUGCAGAGGAGAAGCAGCCUGAUUAUAGGGACCAAUCAGAGCCAGAGGUGAACAGUCAAACUGAAGAGAACAGCCAAUCAGAGAGUAGCGAUGUGCAAAAACAGGAAAACAGCCAGAUGGAGCAGCAAGAGGAGACGACCCAUGAUGCACUGACCUCUCAGUCUAGUGAUCUCGAUGUCCAGUUUGCUGAAGCUCAAGAGGCUCAAGAAGCUCAGGAGGAGCUGGAGAAGGAGAGACUGACUCGGAAAGAAAUCACCAUCAUCAAACUUACUCAGCUUCAGGAGGAGCACCAGAAGGCUCUGCUCCGGCGGGACUUCCAGCUGCAGAGUUUGGGUCUGCAGGCUCGGCUGCAGCAGAAGUUAUGGAACCAGGAGAGGACUUUGCUGGUCCAGGAGUCUCAGCACCUUAAACAGGCCCUGCUACUGCUCAGCCUCAAACUGCGCUGCUUCCUCAAACAGUGGAGACUAGGCUGCAAGAAAGACACAGAAUGGAAAGACGUCUUGGAGAUAAACAGCCUGAAGGAUCUCUACUUGCUAUUGGAGGAGGACAACCUGGCAAGCCCCGCCCACCAGACUGACAAGAGGUCUUCUGCUGACGUGCAUCCACUCAGCCCAACUAUCAAGUCGAGUGCCGUGAGCAGUACUUUGGCAGACCUGAGGGUGGCGCUGCAGGAUCUGAGUGGUGAGCUGCGUCAGGAGAGACAAGGCUCACAGGAACUCACCCAGCAGUUUGCGAAGGCCAAGGCAUCAUGGGAAGUGGAGAGGACAGAACUACAGAGCCUCAUCACACAGCUUGAGACCAAAGCAGGUAAAUCUGCUGCUGCUGCUGCCCUGUCCACCACGGAUGCAAUGGAUCCUCCAGACCUGAAGGUAGCGCUGAAGAGGGAGCGCGAAGAACAUCAGCACUUGCUGGCUGAGUCUUAUGGGGCUGUGAUGGAUCUAACUAAACAGCUUCAGAUCGGAGAGAGGAACUGGGGCAGAGAGAAGCUGGAGCUGCUGGAGCGCUUCAGUCAGGAGAGAGCUCAGUGGGAGCAGAGGCUGAGAGAGGCCACCGUGCAGCAGGGGAAGUCGAAGUCAUCAAGUCACGUUGAGCUCUCUGCAGACACGGUAGUCGCUAACGGCGCAGGUUCACCCAGGACAAAGUCCACGUCAGAGCUGGACGGCCCAGAGUUCAAUGGAGCAGCGAACAAGGAGCAGAAAAUCAAAUUUACUGUUCCGCCUCUGCUGAUUCAGGCAGAGCUCCUCACUGGGAAGAACUGGACCUACCUGACCAAUGAGGCUCCUGAUGUUGGGGACACCUGUAAAACCUGGGAUGGCCCCAGUGGUUCCUGCAGCAGCCUGGUGGGAUCGGAGCUGGAUCUGGAGUCUGUCCAGAGGAGCUACACCGCUCCAGACCGCACCGGCAUCCGGAUCUACUACAGCCCUCCCGCUGUGCGUCGCAUAGAGCAGCGGAGAAAGAGCCAGGAUUCACAGCACAUGCAGAAUGGGAGCUCUUCUGUGGGAUGGAAUAGCUGGGACGCUGCCGUGCCUGCAGUGGAAACACUCGAGCUCCAGCAACAACCCGCGUCUUCCUCCUUUUCAUCCUCAUACGAGCAGUGGCUGAGCUCACUGUCCAAGCAGCACAGGGAGCUGCUGGAGAGCAGGAGUGGCUGCAUCGCUGGUUCCAUCCCCAGUGUCAUCAACAACAGUGUGGGCGGCUCUGCCAAUAGUAUCGUCGAUGGGAUGACAUCGUCCUCUGCUUUCCAUGGCUUGGAGAUCGGAGAGAUCUCGGCCAACUUGAGUGACGACAUGAAGGAGAUGACCAACUGUGUUCGCCAGGCCAUACGCUCUUCCUCCCUGGAGAGGAAAUCCAGCAAAGAACCUGGAAAUCAGAUGGUUGGCAUGUCUACCAGGUCCACGCAGACCGCUGCUCAGUGCGUCAGCAUUGGGCUUCAAACUGACAACCUUUCAAGCAGCAGGGGGGCAGUGUUACACUCCAAAGCCUGGUCUCCUCGCCCAUCGUCUGCAGCCACCUCCUCGUUGGUGUCUGCCCGAACCCGGCAGAUAUCAACAUCGCUGGAUAAAGUUCACAGCCGCAUCGAGCGGCCGUGCUGUUCACCUAAGUAUGGAUCACCAAAACUACAGCGCAGAGUGUCUUCUGGCUCCACGUCGCGACUGGAUGCAUCUUCCUCCUCCUCCAGGGACCGCAGCCUUUGGAGCCUCCAACAGAGACCGCUGAGUGCAGGCGGAGGGGGAGGCGGCGGCGGAGGCGGAGGCGGAGGCUCGGCCUGGGCUCGGUCCACCACCACCAGGGACAGCCCCGUCCUCAGCGGCCUCACUGACGGGCUCUCCAGCCUCUUCAGCGUGGUGGAACACACGGGAAGCACAGAGUCGCUCUGGAGGAGCGACGGAGGAGCCAGCCAGACUGCCAGUCCAGCACGGCAGCCUCCUGCUGCAGGAAAACCCUCUGGAGCAACAGUGUGUGGAUCCGACUCCAGCUCUCAGCGUUACGGAGGCCUGGUCCAGGAGUUCUUCAGAAAUGUCUGCAGCAGCCGUGGUCAGGGAGGAGUCGCCCUGUCUGCGGAGAGAGUGCAGAGAGACUCCCUGGGCAGCCUCAGAAGUCUGACUGUCUUGGGGAGCAUUGGUAGCGUGGAUGAGCCCAAACCAGAGUGUGUGUCAGCUGGAGCUGGAGGAGUGUUGGCCGGGUUGGGCGGAGGCAAUGACAGUGUGACCAGGAUUGUUAAUAAGAGAUUUAUGAGGCAAACAACCGGAGAAGAAAUGGUCAAUAUCAUGGGAGGAGGGAAGGAAACAAUGAACAUUGUCGUGUCUGCAGGAUCAGCGACCGAAAUAAGAUCUUUAGAGGAUGCACCCUGUGACUGCACUGCCCAGUCGCCGUGCUUGUCCCGACCACCAAGAGCAGGUGCUCGUCAUUCACACGGGCAGUGCAAGCACCGCCCACAAGAGUCUCCUCCAGCCACAGCUGAGGAGAAGAAGGACGUCUGCAGCGAGUGACACGCACACACGCAUUUAUAUACAUAUAGAUAUUUAUUUAUAUCUAUAUAUAUGUAUGUAUAACAAUACACAAGCACCGAACACCACUGCCAUGAAAACACAUUCAGACCUUCUUAUGUCACCAAAUGUAAGUACAGACCCACGAGCUGCCACACAGGCCCACUGCCAGAUAUGACACACACUGCUAGCACACUGCACAGAAAGCCACUGCCACACAAACACACAUGUACACACACACACAACGUAUGCUACAUAUAUAUAAAGAUAUAUAUGUGUAUAUAUAUAUAUAUAUAUAUA